This is a messenger RNA of Penicillium nucicola, 2259 nucleotides long. RefSeq names its product putative C6 transcription factor. The record is from RefSeq and is a predicted model, not a curated record. Gene Ontology annotation, cellular component: nucleus. Lineage: Eukaryota; Fungi; Ascomycota; Eurotiomycetes; Eurotiales; Aspergillaceae. Gene Ontology annotation, molecular function: DNA binding; DNA-binding transcription factor activity, RNA polymerase II-specific; zinc ion binding. The transcript has 6 exons. Gene Ontology annotation, biological process: DNA-templated transcription; regulation of DNA-templated transcription. The coding region runs from base 1 to 2259 and encodes 752 amino acids.
AUGGACGACCAGGACCCCGCAGCGGAGACGCUGGCCCCCAAGAAGCGGACUCGUGUCCAAUUUUCAUGCACAGCAUGCAGGUUUCGGAAGUUGAAGUGUUGUCGCAACCACCCAUGUACCAAUUGUAAAAAGCGAGGUGAAGCAGCAGCAUGCACCUACGUUGGUCGCGGCCCACGAGGCAAGGCCCAUCAUGGACAGUCCAGCCCGACUCUUGUCCAAGACCGCCUGCAUCAUCUAGAAAACCUGGUGAUGUCGCUGGCUCAGAAGCAGCAGCCUGAAGAUGAGUUUGAAAUUGAUUUCAAUGCCCCACCAGGGUCUCGGGGCGCUUAUGUGACGCCCUCCCCCGCCUCUGACCGGGAUGCCAUAUCGACUUCAGUUGAUACAGGCACAUUGUUCGUGAAGAAUGAGGGAACUAGUUACAUUGAUAGCGCAAACUGGCGCGCUAUCUUGGAAGAGAUUAAUGGAGUGCGAGAGUACCUAGACCAGAAUGGAGCUGACUCCGAUGAUGAAGGUCUUGAGGAUGACCCAUAUGAAUCAUCUUCACCUAUUCUACUGUUUGGCAGUUCUCGACCGAUAACCAAGGAGGAGAUGCUUGUGGACAUCCCUCCACGAUCAAUAGCCGAUCGUCUUAUUUCUCGAUUCCUCAAAACGACUGAGCCCGCACUUGUUGCAAUCCAUGUUCCUACAUUUCAAAAAGAGUAUGAACAAUUUUGGCAAAACCCAAGUGAAGCUUCAUUCACCUGGAUCUCCCUUUUAUAUUCGAUGAUGGCUCUAUCGGUUUCCAUGUAUCACCGAAGUGCAGAGCCAUUACCCAUUGAUAUGUCGACUCCGACAACGGCAUUGAGUACAUUCCGCAAAAGAUCGUCUCAAUGCCUUAUCAAGGCAAACUACAUCAAUCCAGGACGAUACAAAGCGCAAGCAUUAUUUUUUUACACCUUGUCUGAAUUUUAUCGGAGCCAAGAUGCUCAAAUUGGAGUAUCCUACCUGCUUGGAAUGGCCCUUCGCCUUGCUAUGCGCAUGGGUUACCAUCGCGACUCUCAUCAUUACCCCAUGCUCUCAGCUUGGGAAGGAGAAAUGCGCCGGCGCCUCUGGGCAGUACUUGUGCAACUUGAUACACUAAUCUCGUUCCAAGUUGGCGUCCCUAGAACCAUUCAACCGUGGCAAUACGAUACUGAAUUGCCCGCAAACUUGCUCGAUAGUGACUUUGAUGAAAAUUCCACUCAAUUACCACCCUCAAGGCCUGAAGAUCAACGAACAGCAUCUUCAUACACGAGAGCAAAAUCCCAUAUUAUGAAAGUCUUUGGUCAGAUCACAGACUUAGCAUUUUCUCGGGAACCCUCUUCCUAUGAUGAGAUCUUGGAAAUUGACCGCCGCUUGCAGACCUCCCGUGAUAUGUCACCUUUGUUCCUGCGAAUGAAGCCAAUGACACAAUCAAUUGCAGAUCCUACAGAAGUCAUCAUGCGCCGGUACACUUUAGAGCUUUUGUACCAGAAGGCACGAGUUGUGCUGCAUCGCCGGUAUAUCGGUGAGACGAACCCCAAAUUUGCAUACUCGCGAUCAGUCUGUCUCACCGCAGCUCGCGAGACAUUACGACACCACGCAGAAAUAUGGAGCGAGUCCAUGCCAGGUGGCCAACUAUACGCAGAGCGUUACUUCUUGAAUUCCCUGUCAAACUCGGACUUUGUGCUUUCAGCCAUGAUUUUAUGCCUUGGGUUAUCACAGGACGAGGAUCGAGGCGGUGCUGCGCGUCUCGGUGAGCAGGAACGUGCGGAUUUCGUUGUCCUUUUGGAAACCACACAUCGCAUUUUCCUGGAAUCACAGCAUCACUCUGUAGACACGCAGAGGGCAGUGACUGCUCUGACUAUUAUGCUAAGUCGUGUCAAGGAUAGCAGAGUCCAGCAUCCUCGAACGAACACUAAUCAAAUCAUGCCAGCCAUCCAUAAUUUCACUCCGCCUCAGUCACAUGGUCAGUCAGUAUUGGACAGACAUGUUCAAACGUUCCCAGCGGUUGCAGAAGUACCAAAUCAAAUGCACAUACCCGACCAGACGCCGGCGUACAACUCACUGGGGGUAAUUGGAGACAUGUUAAAUCUUCCAGCUCAGCUGGACUGGCGCUUGUACGACAGCCGCAUCUCUGGGAUAGAAAUGGCCACGAAUGAUAACGUCUGGUACUCUGCUUCCUCACCGGCGCCAGCAUUUGACUUUGGCUCACUCUCCUCUGGCGUGUCACCGAUGGAUCAUCCAAACUAUCAAGUAUAA